AUGACUUCUGAAAAUGCAUUACGAGGAGCAAUGUUUAUUGCACUUGCACUGGCUGCCUUGCUUCGAUGGUGUGUUUCCAUGCACCCAUACUCUGGUCAGGGUACUCCUCCAAGGUUUGGUGACUAUGAAGCCCAACGCCAUUGGAUGGAAAUAACAUAUAAUUUGCCAAUACAAGACUGGUAUUUCAAUACAUCACACAACGAUCUUAAUUAUUGGGGCCUUGACUAUCCACCAAUAACAGCAUAUCACAGUUACAUCUGCGGUUACAUUUCUAAUCACAUGAAUCCAGCAUAUGUUGUUCUAAAUUCUUCACGAGGUUAUGAAAGUUAUGAACAUAAACUGUUUAUGAGAGCAUCAGUUUUUGUAGCAGAUUUUCUCAUCUACAUUCCUGCUGUUUGGUGGUAUUUUUCCUACAAGAAGCCAACAUCUGCUCAUCGAAGCUCAUUUAGAAGUCUUAGCAGUGGUGUUGGUGUUAGUGAUGGGAGUGAUGGUGGUGGAGGAAGUGGUGGUGGUGGCAGUGGCGGCAAUGGCAGAGGAGAUGGCCAACCUGUAAACAGUUAUGACUCUUCAAAUUCUCAGAUUUUGGCCUUAUUCUUGGCUUUAGUGUAUCCCGGAUUAAUAUUAAUUGAUUAUGGACAUUUUCAAUAUAAUAACAUCUCUCUUGGAUUAACUGUAGCAGCAGUAGCUGCAUUGUAUCGAGGUUUUGAACUUUCUGCAUCAAUACUUUUUUGUUUUGCUCUUAAUUAUAAGCAGAUGGAAUUGUAUCAUGCAUUACCUUUCUUUUGCUACCUGUUGGGAUCUUGCCUACCUAAUAAAGAACAGCCACUGAGAAUUGGGUUAAUUAGAUUAAUCAAAAUUGGACUUAUUGAAGUUGAGGAUUUAUCAGAUGGUUGUGGUGCAAAAUUUAAUGCUCUUAUAGUCUCUUCAAAAUUUGAAGGAAAACCAUUGCUUCAGCGUCACAGGUUGGUCAAUUCCAUAUUGAGUGAGGAACUGAAAAGUAUUCAUGCAUUCUCCCAGAAAACAAUGACACCCAAAGAGUGGGAUAAACAGAAUAGCCAGUAGGAACAUUAAUAGAAUGUGAAUUUGCUGCUGUUUUUAAAAAAUACUGAAAAUAUUUUGGCAUUAAUAUGAAUAAUUCUCAAACAAUUGAUUUUUCAAUCUCUGUUCCUGGAAAAGUGAUUCUUCAUGGUGAACAUUCUGUUGUAUAUGGGAAGACAGCUUUAGCUGCUAGUGUGAAUUUAAAAACAAGAUUAAAAUUUACUACAAAUGUGGAAGAAGGUGGACCAAAAAUAAUUCUUGAUCUACCAUGUAUAGAAUUUAAUCAUUCAUUUCAUUUGAAAGAUUUACGAGAAUUAUUUAAGAAACAAGAAGUUCCCCUGCUAAAUGAUGCUCCUCAUAGAACUUUCUCUUUGAAUUCUCCUGAUUCAAUUAAUUUUGAUAAACAUCUUGAAAUUGCAAAAUCAUUUUUACUGUCUCAAAAUUUGCCAAUUUCUAGUAGCCAGGAAAGUGCAAUUUUAUCAUUCUUAUCCUUAUUUUGGGGCAUGUUUUCUAGUGUAGAUGUGCCUCUGCCAAACUGCCUUAUAAAAGUUACUUCAGAAUUAGAUAUUGGAGCUGGGAUGGGUAGUUCAACUGCAUAUAAUAUUAGCCUUGCUAGUGCUUUUCUACAGUAUAUUCGCCGUUACAAACUGAAACAGCUUAGCGAUCCUUGUGAAAUAUCAAAACAAGGUUACAAGAGCUUUGUGUACUGUUCUACUGACUUGGAAAAAUUUGAGAAAGAAGAAUUAGAUCUCAUUUCUCGUUGGGGACAUUUUGGAGACAAAAUAAUGCAUGGAAACCCCUCAGGAAUAGAUAAUGCUGUUUGUACUUAUGGAUCAGUAAUUGAGUUUAGAAAAGGAACUCAUGGUCCAGAUAUAAAGAUUAUUCCAGAUCCACGAUUCUUGAAGAUUCUUCUGGUGAAUACAAAAAUUCCAAGAAAUACGAGAAAAUUAGUUAGCAAUGUAGCAUCAUUCAAAAAUCGCUAUUCUUGCAUUGUUGAACCAAUUCUGUUGGCUAUGGAUAGUGUUGCUUUAACAGCUGCAGAAGUUUUGAGACGCAUGAGUCAGAUUGGUGAGAAUUAUGAUCCACCAAAUAGUAAUGCUCUGGAAGAGACUUUGAGUAAAGAAAUAGGGAAACUUGAGGAACUAAUUGAUGUCAAUCAAAAACUACUGGAAGCACUUGGUGUCUCUCAUGACACAUUGGAGCAAAUAUGUCACAUUGCAAAAAGUGAGGGUUUGCAUGGAAAGUUAACUGGUGCAGGCGGAGGAGGAUAUGCAUUUGUGUUGCUUCCAUUUCGUGGUUAUGAUAAACAGUUGUGUGCAGUGAAAAUGAGUUAUGAAAAAAAUCACUUUCCUGUUCAACAAGUUACAUUAGGAGGUCCUGGUGUUACACUAAUUGAUUCAUCUUUGAGUCGAACAUACGAGCAAAGAAGGAAAAGUGAUUUCUCUACGUAAGUGGGUUUGGAUUAUUUUAUGUUCUGUGCUCAAGAAGGGUGUUAAUGGUCAUGAAAAUGGUGAUGGCAUUUUAUGAGAAAAAGAAUAUUAAAUUCACUUUUCAUUCCUACUCCUAUUUUUCCUAUUAUUCACUUAAAUUGUGGCUGAGUGAAAAACGUAUGUCCUGACCAUAUUUCUAUCUUACCUUUCCUCCAGGAUUCCUUCAACACCCAAGUCCCCAACUCAUGAUUUUAAUGGUAAAAUAUCUUCUGAUUCAUCUGAGACUGAUGAACAAAAAGCCCAACCAAAGGAUGAAGAUCUUGAAGAAUGGCCUUGGCCAUUUGAUCUUCGGGAAGUAGUAAAGAAUAUGUUUGAAACUCAAAUAAAAGAAGAUUUACAGGGGGGUGAAAUUGCAAUUCCGCUCCAAAGUUUAUGUGCAGUCAAUGUUCCUGAACCAUUACCACAAUGGAUGGAUAAAAUCACAGAGUUACAAGAUCGCAUAGCAUCAACAUGGAAAAAUGCAUUACAAGAAGGACUGGCACAAAGAUGGAAAAUGCAAGAUCAAACUAAGGAUAGUCAGUUUGGAACUAACAAAAUUUUAAGAGCUGCACAAAAAAAGCUACAAGAUAGCACUGCUCCUAUAACCAAACCAGGUGCUCUCAAAAGUAAUGUAGACCAACUAGUUUCUCCUACAGCUAAAGGACAGAGAACCAGCAAGCGAAUUUCCAUAGAUGUAAGGUCAGAAGAAUCUGAUUCAAAGGCAAAACCAACUAUGGAUGCAGAGUAUUACAUCCCUAAGCAGGCUUCAUAUGGAGGAAAAUCUCGUGAAGAAUUGAGUCGUCCUUCAAAGUGGUUGAAAGAUCAGUUUCCUCCAUAUGGCAAUAGAGAGUGGAAAUAUGGUGCAGAUUUGGAUGAAAGUUCUCGACAACUGCAAAACCUUCAGAGAAAGCACAAAAAGUUUUUAAAACACAUGAAACCCGGCUGUGAUCAUUUCAAAAAAACAUGUGGGAAGGAUACUUGAAAAAAUUGUUUAAUUAUAGUUUGACAUAGUUUCAGGAAAUCCUAUGAAAACUAUUAUUGAAAUAAUGCUUUUGACUCCAGUCAGAUCUGUAUUGUUUUCAGUAACAUUUCUUCUUUAAUCUUCAAUUACAUAGUAUGUUUCUUAAUUAUUCAGCCAUUGUUUGUGUUUGUUUUAUUAUACUUUUGUAUGCUUUUUUGAAAAAUUUGUAUUAUGCAAUAAACUAUUUUUUGUGUUAUUUGUAAUUUCAUUUGUGAAAUUAUUAGAGUUUUUAAACUCAGUUUUAUUGACUCAUGUUACACAAACGUUUUUCUUCUUGACUUUUUUUCUUCUUGCAAUCACGACAGUUCAAAUUCAUGUUUAAAUACGUUUUUUAAGCAAAUAGUUAAUGUCAUCUUCAUCACACAACUUAAUUAUUGGGUAAGAGAAAAUUAUAUAGUUUUAAAUCUCCAAUCUGUAUUUGCUCCUCCAUAUGUUCAAGGCUUUUGUAACAUGGUACUAAUAAAAAAAGUUUGAGACACACAGAACCUUAAACAUGUCAAAAUGUCUAAUAUUUUUCCAAUCAUUUUCAUACACUUAUACUGUCUUGGUACAUUUCCAUAAUGGUGACUUAUGACUUAUAAAAUUAUACAUCCAUUCUGAUAGUUUGAAAACCAUAUUAAUGAGGAAUGUCAUCACAUGCUUACAAGAGGUCAACAAGCGAUAGGCGAGAUUCUCUGCUAGUUUUUUCUUUUUUCUAGAAAUAUUUGGAUGUAGAAUCUGUUUCUACAUAUCAAUAAAUGGUCAUAAAACAAUUUUUUUUUCAAUUUUUAUCUACCUUUAACUUUUUGCUUUAAUUAUUUAUUCAUAAAGUUUACUAAUUGAACUUGUAAAAUUAAAACCCCUCAAGUUUUCACGUUUUUCUUAAUAUUUUUAACUUUUCAGUAAGACUCAGAGAUAAAUAUGUCUAUCUAUUAUCAUGAAUUUGCUUUUGUCAGGAGGUAGGUGAACAGUGAGGAUGGAUGAUAAUACUAAAACACUUCAGAAAUUGUGCAAUCAUUUUAUUGAAAUAGAUUAACUAAUGGGCAGCUUUAAGUACUCAAUGAAUGAAGUCUAAAAUCAACAUUCUGUCCUAAAAAUGUAACUUAGGGUUUUUUGCAUUGUUAAUUUAUGUAAAUAUAUUGUAACAAAAUUCCUCUAGGGAGAUAGGGUCAGUUUCAACAUGCAUAUUAUAACCAAACCGUUUGGAGAGAUUAUUACACUUCUGUAAACUAGUUUAGGCAAGACACAUUAACAAGUAUAAAAUCAGCAAGAAUCUGAAAUAAAUGUAAUUAAACAUUUCAUGAUAUGUAAGUAUUGAGAAUUGCGUAAAUUAUAGUUAUCACAGUGCAACCAACAGCAUAUAUCUGGCACAAAAGGAAUAAUAGUAUUCUAGAAAAAGUGUAAACUUGCCUUACUUAAAAAAUGUGUGAUGUGUCACCUUGAACAAAUUAUCCUAAUUAAUAUCAAAUAAGGUAAAAAGUAAAUAUAUGUACAGUCAAAAAGAGUUUCACUUGUCUUUUAAAUAUGCCUACGAUAUUAGUAGGCUACGUUGUAUUUUCUAUAUAAUUAAGGUUCUUAGAUGUAUUUUCAGCAAAGUUACAUGAUUGAAUUAGAGACAUUGGCUGAAGUGGGAGAGUUAAAAUGAGUUUUCACUGUAAGAGUAAAUAUUCAUAAAACUAUGAUUUGAUUUCUUUUCUAAUUAACAUUCUAUUAUAUGCGGGAACUUUUCUAUUACUUCAAUUUCAUUAUUGCACAGUUUUUAUCUUUUAUACUUCACAUAUCAUUUAUGGAACCAAUAUGAUAAAAUAAUAUUCAUUGUUAGUAACAAUGUCAAGUUAUAUUUUGUGCGGCAUCUCAUGAAAAGUUGCAAAUUAGACAAUGAAAAUAUUGAACACUGAAAACCAAAUGGGUUUAAUAAGUUAUAAACUUGGAGUAAAAAAAACAACAAAAAACAAUAAAAUAAUAGCUGCCAGCAGCUAGAAUGUUACAAGGAGUGCUGUUGCUUGUUAUUCCUUAGCAAUGAUUGAUCCAUUUACAUUUCUUAUUCUAGGAACUUUUGCACUGAGAAUUCUAUGCAAAUGACACUUAACAAAACAUUAAAUCACAAUAGAUUGACAGUAAGUUUUCAAGCACAGACUAUAGAAUACUGUAGAGAUUCACUAGUAUAACUGAACAGAUCUGUUUUGGAAAAGAUUAUCCAUCAAAACAUACAUGUUGCUUUUCACAUGUUUUAAUGAAUAUCUUUCUUUCAUUUUCAUGUACUUACAUGAAAAUAUACUUGUACUGAAAGACUGUGACUAAUUGAUUACAAAAUAGUAUGUCUGAGACAUUUAAAAACAAACAAUAGAUACCAGAAAAUGAAAACCAAUAGUUGCUUAAAGUUCUAGUUCCAAAACCAGCACUAAUAUUAUUUCUACUCUAGUUUACUCUACAUCUAAUAAUCUCUUGGUAGACAUUUGGUAAAUAAAAUAUAAAAGAAGGUAAUGUGAAUACUGUUAGCCUGAGGGAAGUAUUUCUAUAUGUGGCAGUAAAGUUCAGAUAAUUUUCAAGUAAUACUUACUGUUGUCAAAAUAAAAUCUUUCCGUUUCACCAAAGCAAGUAUAUGUUUAUAAAUCAGCUCAUAUAUUAAACAAACUAUAUGCCUUUCUGUCUCUACUUAUGUUCUUUGUUCCUCUUUCAGAGUUCAUCUAAUAUGCAAUGCAUGACUAUACAUCCUUUAGAACAGUUACUUUAAGCAAUAUUCCAGAGAAUAUCUUGGGGCAGUUUUGCUAUUUAUCAUUAUACAUUGCAUCCUAUCAUUUCAUGAUAGCAAUAAAUUCCGUUUCAAAUUUGGAUAAACUAGCCAAAUGAUAAAAAAUACUUCUCUCAUAGAAAUGGUAACUUAUCUCCCACAAAGUUUGUUCUUUGUUGGGUAAAAUUGUCUCAUAUGAGAAAACAACAGUUAAUUGAAUACAUCAAUUAAUAACAAUACAUACCAUUCAAUAUGCAACAAUCUCAUAUAAUAAUAAUAAUAAUAAUAA
Molecule: messenger RNA, 6527 nt
Organism: Gryllus bimaculatus (two-spotted cricket)
Lineage: Eukaryota; Metazoa; Arthropoda; Insecta; Orthoptera; Gryllidae
Source: the annotation of a GenBank genome assembly